UGGUUCGAGAAUCGACCACGGCUCAGCCAGCCUCCUCCACCACAUCCGCCGCCUACCUCCCCCCUUCCCGCCGCCGUGGAAGGAGACCGGCGGCUGGCUCCCACCGCUUCCGCGAGGGUUCGGAGGCAGUAGGCUCCGCUGCUGCCAUGCUCUCCAGGAUCUCUCAACUCGGGGCGCGGCUCGUGCGCGAGACCAGAGCUGCAGGAAACUUGUCAAGCCAUAGCAGCAAUUACUACCGAGGUCUCAGCCGGCAUUCAGCCCCAGCGAAGAGCAUCCUCUUCUCCACCGCAACAACAAGUAGUCAUCAUGAUGAAGGCGGUGACGACAAGGAGAAAAUCUCUGUAACAUUUGUGAACAAGGAUGGCACUGAGAAAACGAUACGUGUUCCUGUCGGAAUGUCCAUGUUAGAAGCUGCUCAUGAAAAUGACAUAGAACUUGAAGGAGCAUGUGAAGGGUCGCUCGCAUGUUCCACUUGUCAUGUCAUAGUUAUGGAUGUAAAGGACUAUAACAAGCUAGAGGAUCCAACAGAUGAGGAAAAUGAUAUGCUUGACCUUGCAUUUGGGCUGACAGAAACGUCCCGUCUUGGCUGCCAAGUAAUAGCGAAGCCCGAACUCCGACAAGAAGCUGCGUACGAGGUCGAGGUCUAGGUCCAAAUCACGACCAAUUGAAGAGGUCGUACCAGGUGACGGGAUCCGGGACGUUGCUCAAAAGAAGAAGGCCAUCAAGAAAUCGAGGGACUCUGUCAAGAACAGGAACAAGGAGGCUCGCCGUGGAGAGGCGGAUCGCGUCAUCCCCACCUUGAAACCGAAGCAUCUCUUCUCUGGAAAACGAGGAGUUGGAAAGACCCAGAGGCGAUAAACCAGUCAAUGUGGACGUUGCUGCUUGCAAUCACUCGAUCAGGAACUAUUGGAUCACUGCCAUUUUUCGUGCUGGGCAUCGGGGGAGGCUUCAGUGUCAAUCUGGCAGCUGGAGAUACUACUAUCUAUUGCAAUUUUAUUUUUAUCUGGCAUUUGCUCUGUGUUCCGCUUUGUUUGUUAGACUACAUUGUUGUUGAACUAUAUGGUUGUACCUUCGGUUUACUCUGCACUUGUGCGGAGCGGAGUCGAAUUUUGUUUGAUGGUGUUAUUAAUGUAUUUGAACGGGCCGCUUGUUUUCCUUUU
This is a messenger RNA of Triticum aestivum (bread wheat), 1160 nucleotides long. Its product is annotated as 2Fe-2S ferredoxin. Gene Ontology annotation, cellular component: mitochondrion. Bases 147 to 647 code for a protein of 166 amino acids. Gene Ontology annotation, molecular function: electron transfer activity; 2 iron, 2 sulfur cluster binding. The transcript has 9 exons. Lineage: Eukaryota; Viridiplantae; Streptophyta; Magnoliopsida; Poales; Poaceae. Gene Ontology annotation, biological process: P450-containing electron transport chain. The record is from RefSeq and is a predicted model, not a curated record.